GUGAGCGACACGGAAGGAGAUGAGUCAGUCUACAGUCUGACAGCAGACAGAGGGGAUCAUGUGGCGGACUGCUUCACUCUCCCAUCAUCAUCAUCAUCAUCAUCAUCAUCAUCAUCAUCAUCAUCAUCAUCAUCAUCAUCAUCAUCAGUCUCCACCAGCACACAGCUGAUCCCAGCUGAGGUAGGAUGUCUUCAAACAACACCACGGAGGAGUACACCUGCGUGCGCUUCUACGUCUCCACCGUGUCCUUCUCCGUGCUGCUCCUCUUCAACCUCAUCAUCAACUGGACCAUCGUGCGCGAGCAGCGGCUGCGCAGGCACGCGCGCUUCGUGCUGGUCUUCCACCUGCUGGUGUCGGCCCUGGUSUACCUGGGCACGAGCAGCGUCUUCUACUACCAGAUUCACCUGAGCGCGCGGCCGGGCCGCUCUGCGUGCGUACUGAUGAUCACGGUGCUGAUCAGCAGCGCCUCCAACAUCCUGCUGACCCUCACCGCCAUGGCGCUGGACCGCUUCUGUGCCGUGUGCUACCCGCUGAGGUACACGUCCCUCUGCACCACCGGUUACUGGCCCUGGCUGCUGGGGGUGCUCACCUGGCUGCUGGCCCUGGCYAUUCCGCUCAGCCUGCUCCUCCAGACGGACUCCAACAACCUCCAGGAAUGUGACCGGGAUCAGCUGAAGAGAGGCGUGCUGCGGAAGGUGCUCUUCAUCAGUGUGUGCACGCUGGUCAUCCUCUACAGCUACAUCAGGAUUCUGCUGGAGGGACGGAGGCUUGGGGUUCUCAACCGACGGAACCGGGCCGGGUGCAGGACCAUCGCCCUGCAUGGAACACAGCUGGCUGUUUACCUCCUGCCCAACUUUGUGAACUUUGUCCUUACAGUUCUGUUCCAAAAUGACUUCAUUAAGCGAGAGACCAAAGAGCUGGCCGCCGUGGUCAUUUUCGCCUUCUUCAGCGUGGCGCAGUGCAUUGCGCCGGUCGUUUACGGUUUGCGUAAAGAGGAACUUCUGGAACAGCUGAAUAGCAGGUUUCCCUGCUGCUCCCGGUACUUAAAGACUGCCCUUGGGUGGACAGUAAGAGCCAACUGGCCCCACACAGAACCUGAAGGAAGGGAGCGAACACUGACUCUUCAGACAACGGUCUCGUUCGAACCCCAGCAUGAAGACGACGACGAUGAGGAGGAAACUGGGUCAUUGUCAGUCACCAGCUUCUCACAUGACUCACACUUGUCCCCAAAUAAAAGUUUGAUGGGAAACGCUGAUUGACCUUAAAAGUGACGAGACAUCUUUGACAUGCAGCRGGUCUUUCURUCCCAACAUGGAAAGGAGCUURUGAUCAUUUAGGCCAGGACGUACAYCUCCUCAGGACCUCCGCAGGUUAGAUUUUGGCCAGUAUCUGACCUUUUGUCUGGWUGAGAGCACCUGAGGAUGAACCAUCAGCCCAAUAAGUGGUCAGAUGGAUCCAGUUUUACGACUGUAGCUGGUUUGAGGAUUUACAAGAGACUCAGGUCACAAUYUUGCUCAGACAUCCUUUGUUGUUCAGGAUUACACCGACCGGCGUUGAGGACUUUUAUUCCCACUAUGGAUACUAUAAAGAGACUUUAAAGGUCUGGAGCCAAUAAUUCUGACUCAUCAAAAUCAGCAGAGGGGACUGCAGACACUCAGUCUGAGCUUCAGUCUAUAUGGAACUGCCUGGCGAGUCCAUAAUAAGACAGCUCUGAUUAAAAAAUGUGAAUGCGGGACAAAUAGAGAAGUUCUUUGCAAAACCUUAUUUAUACAACCUAACUUUGGACUGUUCCAAUUUCAGGAAAACAUUUGUCAUGUUUUUGUUAUGUCUUAAACUUUUUUUUAUCAGAAUGUUGUUCGAAUA
Messenger RNA from Austrofundulus limnaeus, 1863 nucleotides. Its product is annotated as olfactory receptor 52B2. The transcript is spliced from 3 exons. Gene Ontology annotation, cellular component: membrane. The record is from RefSeq and is a predicted model, not a curated record. Gene Ontology annotation, biological process: detection of chemical stimulus involved in sensory perception of smell; G protein-coupled receptor signaling pathway. NCBI's taxonomy places the organism in Eukaryota, Metazoa, Chordata, Actinopteri, Cyprinodontiformes, Rivulidae. The coding region runs from base 186 to 1259 and encodes 357 amino acids. Gene Ontology annotation, molecular function: odorant binding; G protein-coupled receptor activity; olfactory receptor activity.